AUGCUGGAAGACGCGUCUCUCGUCGAUCCAGACAGGCAGCUGGACCUGCCAUCGACCACGAGCCGCAGUACGGUGGGACUAGGCACAACAAGCGACAGUAUUGGCAGGCCCAACGCUGUUGCACUUGAUGUGCAUCCGAUCGGCGGGUCCGAUAACCUUGUGGCCAAAAUUCCCCUCGAAUUGGUGACUGCAAUUUUCGCAUCCUGUCUCCAUGAAGAACCUAGCGAGUACAAAGAUCAGGGGCUGAAGAAGGGUCUCUGGACAUUGCGAUUGGUCUCCAAACAGUGGCGCGAUAUCGUUGAAGGAACACCAAGCCUUUGGAAACACGUAUCUAUCCCUCUUACAGUCGAGAGCCUGGAGCAAUCGAUUGAUAUGGCAGAGAUAUGGAUAGAUCGUGCUGGGAAUCGACCGUCGGAAAUGCACAUCUAUGCUCUCGGCGAUGAAGUUUGGGAUGGACAUUUGGAGCAGUUUAAGCGGUUCGCCCGUAUCGUCAACGCGUCUUCGCUACACUGGACCGUUUUACGCCUCGACUUGCCUACGGUGCUUAUGGAGAUGAUCGCUGGCCAGCCCACCAACUUGCAGGAAUUGAUACAUAUGAAUAGCACAGAGCAUGGCGCCGAUUUCUUUGAUCGUUAUUUCUUAGUGCGUUAUUCUGAUCGCGAACCUCCCCCACCUGGCCACUCCCUCGCGCUAGCAAACGUGGCCGCCGCCGGAGUCACGUCGAUGCCUGCCCCAAAAACGCUUUGUCUCGAUUCCAUCUAUCUAAGCUCGAUCAGGGCUUCCUGGUUUAACCUCAAUGAAGCUAAUUUACAGGAUAUCAGUGUUAAGGACUUGCUCAAAAUGUUGCGUGAAGCGCCACUCAUGACUAAAUUGUGUCUCAUAGAGAGUCGACGGGGAGUAUUUCCAUACCCAGAUUGGUCUUCACCCGUUUUUCAUACGUCGCUGAGGAUGUUUUCCAUACGUGUGGCGCAUGCUAGAUAUCUGGAUACCCUUUUCGCUGGCAUCGCAUCAACUCGUCUGGACGAACUAAAACUCAGUGCGAUAUACCGAGUUAUUGAUCCAAGUUCUUUUACUGGAUUGAUGCAACGUUCCUCCUGGCCUUUAACAAAACUGGACCUCGAUGGGCUUCAUGGUAUCAACAAUGAUGAUUUAUUUCGCGUUCUUAAAUCAGUACCUCGCCUGAAAGAGCUUCGCAUAGCUCCCAAUCGUUUAGAUUCCAAUGCAAGAUAUACCGUCAAACCCCUCUUCGAACGUCUGUCGCGUACGAGCUUAAGACGACCACCCCAGUUCCAAAACAUUGCUUACAGUUUCGAUAUGUUUCUCCCUGUUCUGGAAUCUUUCGAGUACGUAUCGCGCUCUCCGAUCGAUUGGCACAAGUUCGGGAAACGUGUUCCUGAUAUUUUUGGGAUUGAGAAGAGGUUAGACAGGCAGUCGGGAAACAAUUUCAAUGAUGAGUCGAGGAGGCCACUCAAAAUUCUCCGGCUGGUAUAUGAACCCUGCAACAUGUAUUACUUCACUCCACCGCCUGGUUUUGGAUCGACGACCAAAGCACUGAUCAGGCAGAUUGUUAGGUAUGGAGCCCAAAUUGAAGUAGUUUUAAAGCACGCCGAAGAUUCGGAGCAGAGCGGAGACUCAAGCAGUGACACUGAAUUAUCGUACACAGACAGUUCGACUGAUUAUGAGUCCGAAAGCGCCACUGGUUCAGAAAAUGGAUUGGAAUCGGGGGAUGACGACGACAAGUCGGAAGACGAAGACGAAUCUGAAUACUGUAGCGAGUUAGAUGGAUUUAUUAGCGACAGUUAUAUGGGUGACUAUGGUUCUGACGAUGAUGACUCCUCAUUGGGAGAUGACGAUUGCAACCCAGUGAAUCUGGGGUUUUCUGACCAGAUAGGAAGACCGGUGGUUGCUUUCCUCCCAAAGGAUAUGUUUGACGACGUGGAAAAUUCGUACUACACUGACUCUGAAGUAGAGUAG
Psilocybe cubensis is the source of this 1974-nucleotide messenger RNA. RefSeq lists its product as uncharacterized. Lineage: Eukaryota; Fungi; Basidiomycota; Agaricomycetes; Agaricales; Agrocybaceae. The transcript has a single exon. The record is from RefSeq and is a predicted model, not a curated record. The coding region runs from base 1 to 1974 and encodes 657 amino acids.